UUGCCUGUCAUCUGUACAGUAAUAACUACUGUUGCUGGGAUUCAUCCUCAACUAUCUAGAAGAUAAGGAGACACCAACGUGAGUCAAAGGUUCAUUCAGCAUCCUUUCAACGCUCAGCAGACCAGCUGUCCACUAUGAACACCAUGCUGACCACGAGCCAGCAGAAAACUAUCUGCUCCCAGCGGGGAAGAGUCAAACUCCAGCUGCUGUACAAGGCCAGCAUCCAUGGUUUCACCGGCGCAGCCUUCCACGAACAAUGUGACACCCGUUGUCCCACAGUGUCCGUGGGCUAUAACGCUUCCGGUUAUGUGUUUGGAGGCUACACCACACAACCUUUCAGUCAGUCUGGAGAGUUUGUGCGUGAUGACCUGGCCUUUCUUUUCACCUUCAGUGGAGAAAAGCUCCUCAAAUAUCCAGUCACCAGUCCCGCUAAUGCAGUGAAAAUGAUGGGUAACUGUGGUCCAUAUUUUGGAGAAGCGUUGGUUUUUUUCAAUGGAAGCAAUGUAGUGCAUAGUAAUCCAGGCAAUCAUUACAACUUCAAUGCUGCAGAAAUGCAUGGCAACGACCUCAAUCUGACGGAGUGUGAAGUCUAUCAAGUGGAGGGUGAGUACACGAUAAAAAAAACGCCAUGGAGGACUAUAAACUGGGAAUCUGAGAAGAAGAAUGAGCUAAUGGAGAGUAUUAAGAUCUACAAACCCACAGUCAGCUCUGUGACCCAUGCUCGGGUCCUGCUCAUUGGACCAGUUGGAGCUGGAAAGUCCAGCUUCUUCAAUUCUAUCAACUCUGUAUUCAGAGGCCACGUCACCGGCCAGGCCAUCGCUGGCUGCUCUACCACCAGCGUCACCACACAGUUUCACACCUACCCAGUGAAAGCUGGACGAGAAGGAACACCUCUGCCAAUCACCUUGUGUGAUACCAUGGGAUUGGAGGAAAGUAUGGGGGCGGGGCUUGACAUAGAUGACAUCAGCAGCAUCCUCAAAGGUCAUCUGCCAGAUCGUUAUCAGUUCAACCCCUCGGCUCCUCUGCUUUCGGAGGCCAGCGGCUACCGCAAGUCUCCCGAACUCAAGGACAAGAUCCACUGCGUGGUCUACGUCAUUGAUGCCUGCAAGGUCUCCAUCAUGGCCACAAAGCUGGAGGAAAAGCUGAAUGCUAUCCGCAGAAAGGUCAACUUAAUGGGGAUUCCUCAGCUGGUCAUGCUUACAAAAGUUGAUGAAGCCUGCCCUUUGGUGACAGAGAACGUGAGAAACGUAUACAAAAGUGGCUACAUUAAGGAAAUGAUGCAGGAGAUCAGCGCUCGGCUUGGUGUGCAAGUGUCCUGCGUUGUUCCAGUGAAGAACUACACCGAGGCGUUGGAGUUGGACCCGGACUGCGACAUCCUGCUGCUCAGCGCCGUCAUCCAGAUGCUUCGCUUUGCAGAUAAUUGCUUUGAUGAGAUGAGUGACCAAUUCAGCAGUAUUGAAGUAAAAUAAUAGCAAGUAUUUGUAACCUUGUAGAGCCUCCAGUAUUUCCUGGGCCUCGGAUCAAUCAAUCAACAAAUCAAUGUUAUUUGUCGUAUCAACUCUUACAAGGUACAACUUUUAUUCAUCAUUAAACAGACGCCACCUCCUCUUUCUUUUCCUCUGUUCUGCCUGAUCAGUGUAAAGACACCUGGUUGAAUGACACUGUCCACUAAUCCGUGUUCUGGUGAAACAAGGACAUUAUAGUUCCUGAUAUCCUGUAGGAAAAACUGAUGCGGGCACCUCCAGUUUCUGACUUCAGAAACUCAGUGUGCUGAUCCUUAUUUUUAUUGUGUCCCUCGGCUGCAAAAUAUGCAGUGUUCUUUCUGAUUCGGUUGUGCUUUUAUUAUUAUUAAACUGUUUACAUUAUAAUACAUUAUCUGAUUUUACUGUAAGUAUGACAUUAUUUUUUUAACUGGUAUUAUGUUUCUAUAAACUGAAGAAAUGUUGUCAUGCUGAAGUAUUGUGUAUUGGGUUCAUGAAAAACGAAAGUUAAGUCGUUUCUGUCAAAUCAGCUAAAAUGUGUCUUUAACUUCCAGUAAUCACCAUCAAAAUAAAAUGAGUAUUGCGUGUUAAAA
Cottoperca gobio is the source of this 2074-nucleotide messenger RNA. Its product is annotated as interferon-induced protein 44-like. Gene Ontology annotation, molecular function: GTP binding. The transcript has 8 exons. The record is from RefSeq and is a predicted model, not a curated record. The coding region runs from base 135 to 1469 and encodes 444 amino acids. Gene Ontology annotation, biological process: immune response. Lineage: Eukaryota; Metazoa; Chordata; Actinopteri; Perciformes; Bovichtidae.